Pseudopipra pipra is the source of this 1528-nucleotide messenger RNA. RefSeq names its product calcium binding protein 39 like (gene CAB39L). NCBI's taxonomy places the organism in Eukaryota, Metazoa, Chordata, Aves, Passeriformes, Pipridae. The transcript has 11 exons. Gene Ontology annotation, molecular function: protein serine/threonine kinase activator activity. Gene Ontology annotation, biological process: intracellular signal transduction. The coding region runs from base 474 to 1478 and encodes 334 amino acids. The record is from RefSeq and is a predicted model, not a curated record.
AAUGAGAAGAGGGGGCGGGGCCGCGCACCCGCCCAGAAGCGGCGGAGGCGGGGGGGCAGAGCGAGGGACUGGAGGUGGCAGAAGCUCACAAGCGAUGCUGAUCUGACAUCCCAGCAACCUGCCUGCAGCACUCCUCCAGCAGCAGUGUGAGCUUCCUGGGGCUCUGCAGUCUAGACCUGGACUGACUACCUGCACCCCAAGAGGCUGACGGUCGCUCUGCAAAAGAAGAGCGGGAGGCCGAGUCGUGGGAUCCCUGGUCUCUGCCACGUGUGGAUAAUCGGCAGGGGGGAAUAAAGCGGAAUUAAAUGGGAGAUCACUGAAGGCGGCUGCUGGCGGCGUGGGCUGCAGGGAGACGGCAGAGCUGUCUUCAGCACCUGGCCAUGGGGCUGCACAGGGCUACCUAAGAGCCCCACCUUUCCACUCACAGCAGUCCUCUUCUGUCCUGAAGGAAGAAAUCCAGGUGAAGAAAGACCAUGCCUUUGUUUAGUAAAUCGCACAAAAAUCCUGCUGAGAUUGUGAAAGUUCUGAAAGAAAACAUGGCCAUAUUGGAAAAACAAGAAAAAAGGACAGACAAGGCAUCAGAGGAAGUGUCAAAAUCUCUGCAAGCAAUGAAGGAAAUUCUGUGUGGGACCACAGACAAAGAGCCACCUACAGAAAUCGUGGCCCAGCUGGCGCAAGAGCUAUACAACAGUGGCCUUCUAGUGACGCUUAUUGCCAACCUGCAGCUGAUAGAUUUUGAGGGCAAAAAGGAUGUUUCCCAGAUAUUUAACAACAUCUUGAGAAGACAAAUCGGCACAUGCAGCCCUACAGUGGAUUACAUUAGUGCCCAUCCACAUAUCCUAUUCAUGCUUCUAAAAGGGUAUGAAUCCCCAAAUAUUGCCUUACGUUGUGGAAUUAUGCUGAGAGAGUGUAUCCGACAUGAACCCUUGGCCAAAAUCAUACUCUUUUCAGAACAGUUCCGAGACUUUUUUAAAUAUGUAGAAAUGUCAACAUUUGAUAUUGCUUCUGAUGCCUUUGCUACAUUCAAGGACCUCUUAACACGACACAAAUCGUUGGUGGCAGAAUUUCUGGAGCAAAAUUACGAUCCGAUCUUUGAGGAUUAUGAAAAACUCCUCAACUCUGAGAAUUACGUGACAAAGAGACAAUCUUUGAAGCUGCUGGGUGAACUGAUUCUGGACCGACACAACUUUGCCAUCAUGACAAAGUACAUUAGCAAACCAGAAAAUCUGAAGCUGAUGAUGAACUUGCUGCGAGAUAAAAGCCCCAACAUUCAGUUUGAAGCAUUCCAUGUGUUCAAGGUUUUUGUGGCCAGUCCAAACAAAACACAGCCUAUUGUGGAGAUCCUGUUGAAAAACCAACCCAAGCUAAUUGAGUUUCUGAGCAAUUUCCAGAAAGAGAGGACUGACGACGAACAAUUCACUGAUGAGAAGAACUACCUGAUUAAGCAAAUCCGAGACUUGAAAAAGCCGACAGCAUGAAGAACUCCUCUUGUUUUCCACUGUAGACAUUAAACUGAGUUGUUAACUUC